Messenger RNA from Papilio xuthus (Asian swallowtail), 1543 nucleotides. Its product is annotated as alpha-tocopherol transfer protein-like. The record is from RefSeq and is a predicted model, not a curated record. The transcript is spliced from 5 exons. Bases 135 to 1058 code for a protein of 307 amino acids. Gene Ontology annotation, cellular component: membrane. Lineage: Eukaryota; Metazoa; Arthropoda; Insecta; Lepidoptera; Papilionidae. Gene Ontology annotation, molecular function: phosphatidylinositol bisphosphate binding.
UAAAAACAGUUUUAUACUUUUCGCUCGCAGUUUAAUCCUGACGUAGCUGGUGUUAGCAUCACGGUUGCCAUUUUAAAAGUAACGCGCGGAAAAUUUUAAAACGAACUUUUUAAAAAUUGUUUAGUGAAUUAAAAAUGGCGUUCCUCCAGGGGCCAUCACCUAAACAAGCGGAAAUUAUCAAACAGGAACUAGGGGAAGGAUCUGGUGAUUUAGAGCGAGGAGUCAGAGAUCUUCGGAGUAUGUGCGCAGCUUCACCAUAUUUGCCGCAACCUGAAGUAGUAGAUAAAAAUAUUUUGGAGCUGUUCAUCCGCGGCUGUCGUAUGGACCAGGAACGCGCGCGGACCAAAUUUGAAGCUUUCUGCGUGGCGCGUGCCCGGUGCCGGGAUCUCUACGAACACCGUUCCCUCAGCGAACCUCCUUUGAAUGAUGUAUUACAAUUCUUGGACAUCGCGCCUUUGCCAAAGUUGACGGAUGAAGGUCUGCGGGUGACGAUAUUCCGUGUGCGGGCGAACUAUGCAGAAAGCAGCGCGGACAUCGCCGCGGCCGUGCGUGCCAUACUGCUAGUUAGCGACGCACGUAUGCACGAUGAAACCCUAAUAUCUGGUGAUGUCUUUAUUUGGGAGACGUCGAAUGUCCGCGCGUCGCUCGCGGCUCGCAUGGCCGCCGCUGCGAACUCCGUGCGGCGCGCGAUACACCUCGCACACGCGGCGUAUCCGCAGCGUAUGCGCCGCAUACACGUCGUCGGUGCGCCGCCCCUCAUCGCCUCAUCACUCAAUUUUAUACGCUCGUGUGUCAAUGAGAAGAUCCGAAGAAGGUACUAUCUGCAUCAAAAAGUCGAAGAUCUCCUAGAGCAUUUCCCGUCUCGAGUGUUACCAGCUGAAUGGGGCGGUGAAGAGGAAUCUAUUGAAGUCAUCACUAAAAAGUGGAAACGUCGUGUCGACGAGUUGAGAGACUACUUACGGGAUCUCAGCGAGCUAUCCAACCUCGAAGAAAAACCGCAGUUUGACACCGACAUUUACGGCACCGUUGGCGCCUUCCGGAAGCUGGAUAUAGAUUAAAAAUAAUGCAUAAGUCGUCGGUUAAUGAUAACAUUAGCGCUAUCCUACAUGAGGAUUGGGUUUAAACUUCCAAAUUGAGCAUUUUUCGCUUUUGUGAUAUUUUUAGACACUGCACGCCGGAUAUUCUUCGGCUAUAACGUUUAUUAUAAUUGAUUUUUAAAACUAGUAUAACAAGAAAAUUAGUGAUAUAUUUGAAUCUUAGUUAUGUUUAACUUUAUAUUAAAAUUAUAAUCUGACUAGUUAUCUAAUAUGCUUGGUCUGUUCACCAUAAUAGGGUAAAGUUUUGAUUUAGUUCUGUAAAUAAAUUUUUCGUAAAUAUUCAAUUUUCGUGAUUCAUCUCACAUCUGCUGGAUAUUGUAAUGUUUUCCAUUUUAUCAAUAAUAAAAAAGAAAUAGUUUUCAUACUUUAAAAUUUCAAACUAGUUGAUAAGUAUAGUUAAUAAGUCAUUUAUGAAAUAAAAAAUAUAUACAAAAAAUAAAGUCCUA